This is a messenger RNA of Caenorhabditis bovis, 777 nucleotides long. NCBI's taxonomy places the organism in Eukaryota, Metazoa, Nematoda, Chromadorea, Rhabditida, Rhabditidae. The record is from the annotation of a GenBank genome assembly.
AUGUCGUGCUGCUCGACGAACUCAUCGCUGUCGGACUUUCAAAAUUUGCCGCGCUGCCCGAAUCGAGUCGGUUCGAUCACGAUGAUCAUUGGUCCGAUGUUCAGCGGCAAAACCACCGAACUUCUCCGAUUGCACGAGCGUCAGAUAAUCGCGAAACGCAAUUGCGUUCUAGUCAAAUACGCCGGCGACACACGAUAUGAUCCGGAUCUUGUCGCGACGCAUACCAAACGGACCGGCGACGCGCAUACAGUCAAAGCUCAUCGCCUCGCCGAGGUCUAUGAGGACAUUUUCGACAAAAAUGUGCAAGUGGUUUCGAUAGACGAAGGCCAAUUUUUUGAUGAUCUUGCCGAAACUUGUGAGCAACUUGCAAAGCGCGGAAAAGUCGUCUGCGUCGCCGUGUUGAAUGGGACCUUCGAGCGAAAGCCGUUUCCGCAAGUCUCUCUACUCAUUCCAUACGCCAAUGAAAUCAAACAGGUGACGGCGAUUUGCGUCGAGUGCGGCGCCGAAGCCCACUUCUCAUUCCGCUCGACGAUGGACAAGAAGAUCGAGGUGAUCGGCGGCGCCGAUACGUAUUCAGCGUUAUGUCGCGAGUGCUACAUGCUCAAGAGUUUUGAGAAAGACGCCGACGAGAAACGACACGAGAUGGCGUCGAAGGAUGAGAACGAGAAUGGCGGAAUAAUGCUGAAGGCGAUGGAAUCGGAUCAAUCCGAUGGAACAUCGUCGCCGCCGAGAAAGAAGCUCAUCUUGAGCAAAUCGGCUGUUCCAGAAGCUUAUUAA